Molecule: messenger RNA, 1781 nt
Organism: Stylophora pistillata
Lineage: Eukaryota; Metazoa; Cnidaria; Anthozoa; Scleractinia; Pocilloporidae
Source: RefSeq, a predicted model, not a curated record
AAAACAAAAUGGUGGAUCGCUGACCUAUUCUGAAAUGAUAUUGAGGAAAAGUUAUCCCGCGGCGCGUCUAAUCGUCGGCAUACUACUAGUCCUCGCGGGAACUUCUUUCACUGUUUUCCCGGUAUACCUUCGAGGGGACGAAGGGGUGGCCUUGGGUUUCACUUAUUAUGGUUCUGGUGCAUUUGGUGCCUGGAUGUGCUUGAUGGGUCUGGUUGGUCUUUGCGGAUGCUUAGGGAAGACUCAAAGUUAUAUUAUAUGCUACUACGGCUGCGAUACUUGCACAUCAGUGAUUGGUUGUGUUUCGAUCAUAUCCAUGGUUUCCUACUUAUUGGGGAGCAAUGAAAUUAUUUUUGACGUCAUAUUCGGCUUAGCAAUCAUUGGUUUACUUUUGGGACCUUUGGGAGCCAUCUUUCAAUGGGUCAAAUUUCGAACAGAACAGGAGCAGGGAGUGGCGAGUGCAACGAAUAUUGCAUCGAAUUCAGCUACGAAUCCUUCUGCUGGGCAGGUUCCAAUUUCUGCGCCAUACGAGCCAGGGCACAACACAUCACAAAAUGAUCAGGUAUCUCGUAAUAUUUUAGUUGUGGAUAUUGGUCCAGAUGAGGCGCUUUAUGAAAGUGAAGAGCCUCCCCCACCAUAUGACGUCACAUUACAAGACCAAAACGUCUUUUGUGAUUUUCUACUCGUGGCUACAAACCCAGACCCAAGUGAGGAGCCACCCCCAUCGUAUGAAGACGCACUACAAGACGAACACUUACAGUUAGCAGUCUCUGAAAGGGCGUCUUCUGUUGUGGGAGCAGGAAAUGGAACUCGCCAACUUGAGAUAGCUCCACCACCCUAUGAUGAAGAUAUGCCACAAAGUGAACAGGACAGUCCCAGACUGUACGUCCUGGUCCAUAUCUGAAGAGAUUGUAAUUAUGAUACGGGCCGACCAAGUUGAGCUUCCUCCCUCUGAUAUACAUUCGAAACGAAUGUGUUUAGUUAUGGCUUUCAAUUAAUCUGAUUAUAAAAAGAAAGAUGCGCUGUUCGUAAAAUGCGACUUCAGUUAUAAAAUUUAAGUUAUAAUCGGUUUGAGCGGCAAAUUGUAAUUGAAGACCUCGAUAUCGGAUGAAAGACUUCAGCAACCACAGCAGUUUAUAAUUAAUGUCAUACACGAAUGUCAGUCAUAAGAAAUAACCCCGUAAAUAAUUGCAUUUUAUUACAUGGAUGUAAAUAUUGAAGGUAAUAGAUCAGAAGAGGUAAUCUACGCUCCCGCUGGAGAGAAUAAGGUUUUGGCCAUGGGACUUAACAAUAAUAAUCAUAAUCAUAAUAAUUAUCAUAAUGAUGGGCGAAAGCUAUGCGACUACAUGUCGUGGAUUAGUGCAAGAGUGUCCUUCGCGCUGCCGAGAUCAGCAUUCCUUUGCUUAAGAGGCUCGUGAGUUCACUUAGAGUUGACUUGGAUAUUGAAAAAGGACAUGCUAAUAUUUCCUAAGGCUUUGAAAGAGCUAUUUCUGAGGAACUCUGGCCAAGGCCAGGAACAGUGAUGGGCGAACUUUUUUAGGAUUACAAAUUUUAAUUUUUUUUCCACAUUACUAUUAUUACUUUUUUUAUCUUCUUAAAAGUUCAAGAGGUAAACGUAAACAAAGCGUGUAUAUGUUAGUUUUUUCUUAGAUCUCUUAUUGAACAAUCGAUUUCUAAGGAUCCUAUCAUGACUUUUGUAAAUAUUUUUAGAAAUUAGAGUGAAUAAAGAUUCAUCAUUAUUGAUAAGAAAUGAAAUAAGAAAAAUAAUAGUAAUAAUAAUAACA